AUGGGCUUCUUCUUCAACUUCGUCGUAGCACUCUUCGCGGCGCUUGGCUCCUUCUUGUUCGUGAGUAGAGCUAUAUCAUGCUCGCAUAUAUUCAACCUUGAUCACAGUGACUCUGGCAUUAUCGGCUCAGUUGUCUCUGCCGAGUUUGACCAAUUCCACUCCUACUUCAAGCAGCCGAACGACGAUAUAAUCGGUGCUAUCGUCUCAACUUUCGCUGGUGGAUGUUUCUUCGGCGCCGCUGCAGCUGGUUGGCUUGCGACUCAUAUUGGCCGAAAACGUACUAUCCAGACGGGCGCUCUGAUCGGUAUAUUUGGCUGUUCUCUUCAGACUGGAGCACGUAAUGUCGGCUUCCUCAUCGCUGGUCGCUUUAUUGCCGGCUUAGCCAUUGGAUGCUUGAGCAUGAUUGUACCUCUCUACCAGAGCGAGAUCUCUCCGCCACAUAUGCGAGGACUUCUCACAGGUCUAACGCAAUGGAUGAUCGGUCUCGGCUUCCUUGUAGCAAACUGGGUUGGAUAUGGCUGCCAGUUCCUCAAGAACGAUGGUCAAUGGCGAAUUCCCUUGGCCAUUCAGAUUGUCCCAGCUGUCAUGCUCCUCCUAGGAAUGUUCGUCCUACCAUUCUCCCCUCGUUGGCUCAUCGCCCAGGGCCGCGAAGAAGAGGCAUACGCUGUCGUUCAGAAGCUUCAUAGUAAUAUCAAGAAUGAAGAAUUCACAAAACUUGAAUUCGCGGAGAUGGUUGAACAAUCAAGUAUGAGAAGGAACACUACCAGACCAGAGUGGGCACCUUUGAUUUCUAAGUUCUGGGCGGUAGCUCAACUUCAUCAGUUCUCAGACCUUUGGGCAACGAAGGCCAUGGCACGUCGUACGGCAACUGGAAUGCUGGUACAAAUCUGCUGCCAGUUCACCGGAAUCAACGUUUCCGCGUAUUUCCAACCAGCUUUGUACCGCGCUCUUGGUCUCAGUGGUCCCAAAGUCCUUCUCAUUACCGGUAUCAACGGCGCCUUGGGCACCAUUGUCACUGGACUCUUCAUCGCAGUCAUACUCGACCGCGUAGGCCGCAAGCCGCCGCUCAUCGUUGGUGGCAUCGGAAUGGCCAUCUGUUUAGCAAUCGAAGCAGCUAUCAACGCCAAGUGGGGUGGCGAAAACGCGAAUAACCGCGCAGCGCAACAGGCCGGAAUCGCCUUUAUCAUCCACUUCUUUCGGACCAGUCUCUGGGUAUACCAGAGUGAAAUCUUCCCCAUGAGGAUACGGGCUCUUGGAACCGCCGUCUGUACUUGUGCCAAUUGGGCCACCAAUGUUCUCAUCUCGCAGGUUUCUCCUAUCGGUAUGAGUAAACUUCAGUACAAGUUCUAUAUUCUUUUCGUUGUGACGAAUAUAUGCAACGUGAUCAUCGUUGCUGUCCUAUUCCCCGAGACCAAGGGCAAGUCUCUUGAGGAGAUGGAUGCAGUCUUCGGUGACCAGGAGAUUCCGCAUGCGCUUGAAACAAACAAGGCCCAUAAUCUCAAAGAAUCCUCUUCAAGCCAGGAGGAAAAGGGCGAAUACAAGCAAGAGGAACGCGCUUGA
Messenger RNA from Serendipita indica DSM 11827, 1560 nucleotides. NCBI's taxonomy places the organism in Eukaryota, Fungi, Basidiomycota, Agaricomycetes, Sebacinales, Serendipitaceae. The record is from the annotation of a GenBank genome assembly.